AGCAGAAAGGCAUGUGCAGCAGCAGCAGGCAGGCGCUCAUUUCCUUAUCACGGUACCCGCCGCCUCAUCAUGGCUCUCAACAUCCCCGGUGUGACCGUGAUGGUUCUUUUCUACCUGCUGGUUCUCGGGAUCGGCAUCUGGGCUUCCGUCAAGUCCAAGAAGGAGGCAAAGAAAGGCCGUGGGGACAAGACCGAAAUGGCUCUGCUGGGGAACAGGGGCAUCAACCUCGCGGUCGGCAUCUUCACCAUGACAGCUACAUGGGUUGGAGGCGGAUUCAUUGUGGGCACAGCUGAAGCUGUCUACAACCCAUCCAUGGGUCUGACCUGGGCUGUGAUGCCGAUAACAGCAACACUGUGUUUCAUAAUAGGUGGCUUCUUCUUCGCUGAGCCAAUGCGGAACAGUAAAUACGUAACUAUGAUGGACCCCUUCCAGAUCAAAUACGGGAAAGUUCCCACAGCUGCUCUGUCACUGGCCUGCCUUGUAUCGGAGAUCAUGUGGGUGACAGGAACACUCAUCGGAUUAGGAGUGACCAUGAGUGUAAUCCUGGAUUUGUCCUACACUGUGAGCAUCUGGAUAUCUGCUGCCGUUGCCAUCACCUAUACACUGCUGGGUGGCCUCUACUCUGUGGCUUACACAGACAUCAUCCAGCUCGUACUCAUUUUCAUCAGCUUGGUGCGUUUUUUUCCCACUUAUUCUUUUCUAAUUUAAACUGUAGAUGUCUUUUGAGGCAAUAUGUGUCCAUGUUUGCAGCUAUGAAUUUGAUGCUGAUUAAAAUGCUUCCCUCUUGCAUUCUGUUUCAGCCGUUUCUGGUUCAUGCCAAGCGUAAAUGACAUUACUGAAAGUAUUGUCCUUUUUAUUUUCAGUCAGCUACCAGCCGGUAGAAUCUGGCUGAUGGCCAAGAGCUCAAGGUGCAGCACCUAGCGAUCCUUUUCAGACCUGCUCUAUGCAGUCCAGUAAUUUUUCUUGUCUCAGCACAGUUCAACACGUUCUCCCGUUAACUGAUGCAUGUCGAUUGAUAAAGACGUACCAAUGUAGUGAAGCCUUUUUAAUUCUUGGCUUAUGUUCAAACAUUUAACGUGUUUCCUCUGAACAGAGACUGAAGAUUUUGGGACAGGUGCUUAAAGCUUUAACGUAUGUGGUCUCAAACUUACAACCAAGCUGGCCUUGGAAUAAUAGAUUUGGCUAUUCUGAGACCUUAAAGCUGUAUAAUAUGCUUCCUUCAAGAGCUGUAAAAUAUUCAACUAUAAGCCGCACCCACAAAGUAAAACAAACAAAAAAAUAAAUAAUUAAAUAAAUAAAAUAAAAAACUGGAAAAGCACAUAUAUAAGCUGCAUCGGGCUGAUAUCGCCGCCACUCGGUUUUUCACAAGGACGCUGCCUGCGUCCUUAAUAAAUCUGCUAUUAAGGACGCAGCCCUGCG
Molecule: messenger RNA, 1419 nt
Organism: Poecilia latipinna (sailfin molly)
Lineage: Eukaryota; Metazoa; Chordata; Actinopteri; Cyprinodontiformes; Poeciliidae
Product: high-affinity choline transporter 1-like
Exons: 4
Coding region: 70-708 (212 amino acids)
Biological process (GO): transmembrane transport; choline transport; acetylcholine biosynthetic process
Cellular component (GO): plasma membrane
Molecular function (GO): choline:sodium symporter activity
Source: RefSeq, a predicted model, not a curated record